This is a messenger RNA of Xenia sp. Carnegie-2017, 711 nucleotides long. RefSeq lists its product as uncharacterized. Bases 128 to 580 code for a protein of 150 amino acids. The transcript is spliced from 4 exons. The record is from RefSeq and is a predicted model, not a curated record. Lineage: Eukaryota; Metazoa; Cnidaria; Anthozoa; Malacalcyonacea; Xeniidae.
AAGUACGUCAGUAUUAUUUCGUAAAUCUGACGUACAUCCUUGGUGUUUACAUUUUUAUUUGCACGUUGGACUUCUCUGCCUUUCAUUUUAUCAGAUAUUUCUGUCAGAACAAGAACUUUAAGCAACUAUGAUGUUAAGUAAUACUUCAAAAGUAUGUUUGACUGCAAUAAGAAAGCAGACGAUCACUCCAUGUCUUAAAUCGAAGAUGGUUGCUUCACAAUUGCCAAAAUUUGUGACUGGCCGAGAAUUCUCCAAUGCUAUCGAAAAGACGUCCGCUUUCUCAUCAGAUGAACCAAAUGAAAAACACAGCACAAUUCCCCAACAUCACCUUUCAUCAUUGGACAAAUUCACUUUAAAAUGGUUUGGGAACUUUAAGGGUGAAAUCCCUAAUGAAGUCAGUUAUCCCGUAAUGGAAAAAGCUGAUUCAAAACGUCGUAUAGCUACAAACCUUUUCUUGGUGGCAUUCUGUGGCUUUGGCUCCAUGCUGGUUGUGUACAAUGUAAAGAAGGACCUGAAAAAUGAUGCUCAACAAAAUAUUUAUGAACAAAACAAACAAAGAUAUGAAAACGACAAGCACUAAGACUACUUACAUAUCUUAAUAUACGACAAUGUACAUUAGUAAAAUAUUGUGGGUAGAUUUUACCAUUGCGAUGCAAUGGAUGUUUGUUUAAAAUGUGUAAAAAUAUACAAAAACUUUUAUGUUUUCUAAUA